Molecule: messenger RNA, 844 nt
Organism: Leptopilina boulardi
Lineage: Eukaryota; Metazoa; Arthropoda; Insecta; Hymenoptera; Figitidae
Product: ribonuclease H1-like
Exons: 4
Coding region: 233-715 (160 amino acids)
Biological process (GO): DNA replication, removal of RNA primer
Molecular function (GO): RNA-DNA hybrid ribonuclease activity; nucleic acid binding
Source: RefSeq, a predicted model, not a curated record
CUGGUACUUGCUGGUACUUGACUGGUUCUUCCUGGUUUUUUAUUAGUUUUCUCACUUCUUUACUGUUUACACAGAGGAUCAGUUCAAUUAGUUCCAAGUAUAGCUCGUCUAACUGCGCAGUUCUUUUUUUGCUUCCCUCUCAGUCAACAUAAACACACUUCGAUUAUUUGUUCAACUGUAUUAUUUUCACUUCUAUAAUUCAGAAAUUUUGUUUCAAAAAAAAAAAAUUAAGAUGUUACACGGAAUAGAAGGAUUAGAAGAAGACAAUGGUUAUGUCAUUGUAUAUACAGAUGGUUGUUGUUUCAAUAAUGGUCGUUCAGGUGCUAAAGCUGGAAUUGGCGUAUUUUUUAAUGAUGGACAUCGUCUUAAUGUUUCGGAACCAUUAACUGGAAGGGCAACCAAUCAACGUGCCGAAAUACAGGCGGUUAUCGCAGCAUGUGAACGUGCAAUCAAUGAAGGAGUUCAAUUAUUACAAAUUAAUACAGAUUCUAAAUAUGUUGUCAAUUGUGUAACUAAAUGGAUUCAUAUUUGGCGCAGGAAUGAUUGGACUAACGCAAGAGGAAAUCCAGUUUCUAAUAAACAAGAUAUUAAAAGAAUGAUGUAUUUAAUUGACACUUAUCUUCAUAUAAAAAUGGUCAGAGUCUCAGCGCACAGUGGCAUUCAUGGAAAUAUUCAAGCCGAUAAAUUAGCUAAAAAAGGAGCUGCAAGAUAUUGAAAAUUUAAUUUUUCAAAAUAUAUUCUAUACAUUUAUCACUAAAAUCUAUAUUCUUAUAAAAUAUUUUUAUAUUCUUAUAAAUUUGUAAUUAUUUUCAAAGAAAAAAAAAUAUAUUCUAUUUUUUCAUUA